CCCAACAACAACAACAAGAACAAUAAGUUUAUCUGGUGACAUCCGCAAGAGUUUUAGCAGUGACUACUCGCUAGCCAAGCCCACUAUGUCACCCCACUGCCUCCACAACCAUAUUUAAGAAUGGCUUCCACUACGUCUCGUUCUGAGCUGGAUGAAGAGAGAUGUUUCUUUGGGAAGAUCACUAGUGAAGAAGCUAAGGAUAUUUUAUUAAGAGAAGGUGGAGAAGAAGGAACGUUUCUUAUACGGGAAAGCUGCUCAUCCAAAGGAAACUAUGUCCUGUCUUUCAUUACUGAAGGGCAUCCAAUACACAUUCUUAUUCAGAAGUACAGAGAAGGGGCAUUCUUUUCUCUUGUGGUUCCAGAUGAAGCACCAGUAUUCCAUGGCCUGGAUAACCUGGUAAGUCAUUUCUGUCAGAAUCCAGUUGGAGGCUCAUCCACUGUCCUCUGUCAUCCCUGUCCAGGAGACCAGCUGCCUGCAGAGGUCAGGCUUCAUGGCUCCUCCAGUCUUCUCCACAGGUCAACCAGUCAGGGUAAUAUAAAUAUUGUAUCAGAACUCCUGAAGUCUGGAUACAAAAAGAUUGAUGACAAAAAUAACAAUGGUCAAACAGCACUUCACAUAGCAAGUAUGAAAGGCCAUGAAGAAAUCACAAGAAUGCUCCUACAGUCAAUGGCUUUUGUUGAAGUUCGUGAUGAAGAAGGUGUAACACCUUUACAUCUUGCUUCUAGACACAACAGACCAGGUAUAGUGCGACUUCUUGUAGAGAUGAGCCAAGCUGAUAUUCAAGCCAGAGCUACAAAAACAGGUGCUGUUGCUCUGCACGAAGCUGCUGAGAACGGCAGCGUUGAAUGUGUGAAAACGUUACUGGCAGUAGGUGCACCAUCGUGCCCUCGUAAUUCUAAGAUGGAAACCCCAAUUGACCUUGCCAAGAGAAUGGGUCAUAAACAGUGCUACAACCUUUUAGUGCAUCACCAUCCUCCAAUUCCACGAUAUCGAUUAAGAGACUAUUUCCAUGGAAGUAUUGAUCGGUAUUUGGCCCAGGAGCGUAUCCUCAGUGCUCCAAGCACUGCAGAUGGACAUUUCCUCUUGCGUCAGAGUACCAGGAAACAGGAUGUUUAUGUGUUAACUCUGCUGUGUAGAGAGCAGGUGUACAAUUAUGAAGUUUCCGGUGAGAGUGAACUGUUUUGCAUUGAUGAUGGCCCUUACUUUGCCUCAUUAGAAUCCAUGAUUGACCAUUAUGUCCGCUUCAUGGAUGGUCUGCCUUGCCGACUUGUCACCCCUGUCUUGCCGCCUCGACCAUUCUCUGAGGAUGGCAUCCCCAUAGGACAUCUUCCUAUUAUUUCCAGUUUUAAGGAAGUUGUGUAUCGUGAUGGUAGUGAUGGGAACCCUAGUUACUCUGAACAACUUCCCUUACUUUCUGCAGCCAGCCAAGACGACCUCAAGACCCUUCCCUCACUUACUCUCGAGACUCCAUCUUUACAAAACCCUGAUAUUGUUAUCACAAAAUCUCUGUCUCGGCAAUCUCAAGAUUUACUGGAUCUGUAUGAGUCCAAGCAAGACUUUGAAGGAGCGCUUAAGAACAGUUGUAAAAAUCACCAACCAAAAGUUCCAUCAAGGGAUACCCUUAAAUUGGAUUUGCAGAGUUUAACCAUCAGUAGCACUACAGAUACCACAAAUUUCUGUGGCAGUAGCCCAACAAUGGAUGGAAACAGGACAGAUGAAAUAUUUGGUGAAAUUGACAUAAACCAUCUUAGUAUUGGACAAUGUCUGGGAAAUGGUGAAUUUGGAUCAGUAUUAAAAGGCAUUUGGCUAAGUCCUUCUGGAGACAAGAUUGAUGUCGCUGUGAAAACCCUUCAUAAUGACGAUAAAGUCAACAAGAAAAAUUUCCUCAAAGAAGCCGAGGUGAUGAUGAAUCUCAACCACUUGUAUAUUGUGAAACUGGUUGGCAUCUGCCAUGGGCCUCCAGUAGCUAUGGUUCAAGAGCUGAUGGCAAUGGGUUCUCUUCUUGAUUUCCUUUUAGAACAUGAAAAGGAGAUAUCAGUCGACUUUCAUCUCAAACUUUGGGCUGCACAGAUUGCCGAGGGAAUGAUGUAUUUGGAGCAGAAGCAUUUUGUUCAUCGUGAUCUAGCUGCACGCAACAUACUUUUGUCAUCAAUGACCUUGGCCAAAAUCAGUGACUUUGGUCUCUCUCGAGCCCUUGGUGUUAAUAAAGAUUAUUACACAGCUAGUGAUGGUGGAAAGUGGCCAUUAAAAUGGUAUGCUCCAGAGUCUAUCUAUUAUGGAACAUUUACUCAUAGUAGUGAUGUGUGGAGCUACGGUGUUACACUCUGGGAGAUGUACACUUUUGGUGAUCAACCAUAUGGAGAACUUCCAGGGCAUAAAGUUGUUGAACUCCUUGACAAAAAUGAAAGACUUCCCAAGCCUGAGAAAUGCCCAAAGGGAGUAUUUGACCUGAUGUUGCGAUGUUGGAGCUAUAAACCACCUAAAAGGCCAGCUUUCAGAGAGCUAGCAGCCAUAUUCAGAACUAAACCAGAAUAUACAAAUAUCAAAGCGUAUUUUAAAUAAUUAAUACUCUAUUUUAAUAUCAAGCUGAGUUUUAUCAUUCGAAGGAAGUUUCUUUCUUUGUUGGUGCAAUGAAUUCCUGCAGAUUUUAAUCUCAUACACAAAAUAUCUUACGCUGCUUAAAAAAAAUUAUUGUUAUACUGUAUAAAAAUCUAAGUCUAAGAAUAACUUUGAAUUUUAACUAAUUAACCCAUAAACGGUCCAAACGUAUAUAUACGUUUUUUCAACAUUUAAAAGUAUGUAAAAAAGUAGAUCUUCUUUUUGUUUUUUUACAUUUGAAAAUGUGUAAAAAACUUUGAUCUACUUUUUUUUUUUGCUAUAUUUGAAAAUAUGUAAAAAAAACAUAGAUCUACUUUUGUAGCACUACAUAUAUGAACCUAGAUCUGCUUGGACCGUUUACGGGUUAACUACUGUGAUAUUUACCUAUGAUAUCAAAAGUGUUCUUACUAAAGUGCUGUGACAUUUAAAAUGUUCUUGUUCAUUUAUUCUUAGGUUUAGAAUUCUCAACAGAAAGCUUAAGGCCUUCUGUAGUAUUCAAGCAUAUGUAUUUGAUUGUCCAAUCCCUUGUCCCUGGCUAGUAAGUGAAUGAUAUCUCCAUUAUUAUUCUUCAUGAUCCCUUCUUAUCAUAUUUCAACAGAAACAUGGGUAGGGCUAUUUUAAGUGCUUUUAAUGCCAUUUUUAUGGCAAAAUGGUGCCCAGUUUGUGAUACAGUAGCAUGAUGGUGAGAAAUACAAGGUGCAAUAUAUUCUUAGAUUAUACACACACUACAAGAGGUACUCAGAGUCCCAAACUCCCCAGUUACAAACAUCCUUACUUAUAAAUGGGACACAUAGGAGACAGUAAUAUUUUUACAACAGCCAAUCCUUGGUAUAAAUGUUUGAAACAUAAUCACCUCUUGUACCUUUACUUACCUGUACAAAAACUCAUGUGUAAGUUGAAAUGCCAGGGAUUUUGUGAUUACACCUUGUAUGUCCCAGACAUUGGCCAGUUGCCACUGGUAAUUUGCUGUACUCUAAUGAAUAGUAUUGUUAUAUAAAAGGUGCCUUAAAAUGUUUCUUUCUCUUAUCAGUACAGUGAUCACUCUCUUAACUGAACUAAAGUAGUCGGUAGGUUUUUAAGAUGAGAAAAAUUCCAGCUGAGUGUAAGUGGGAUUAUUUUUAUACCAGAUUACUAAUGCCUUUGAUUCAAAAGUAACUGAGGAAAAAAAUACCUUUAAACUUUACAUUUCUUGCCAAGUUUCUACCUCCAAAAAAUAAGAAUUUGGCACACAUGUGCCAAAUGAUGCAAUUGGUUGGACUUUGAAUAAGCUGGUGUUUAAGUGAGCAUUUUCAGAUGUUUUAUUACCAAUAACGUGAAUUAUCUUCUGUGCCUAGUUUUAGCUUAGUCUGGGUUUGAAGGGGUGACCAAAAAGAUUCAUGGUGAGGUUUGUUCGAACUUCCUUCACUAGGAAAGCAGUUAACCCUAGUGUGAAUUUUUGGAGGUCUUUUAUUUAUGGAAAAGAACUAAUUCUGUAGAGGUCAUACAAUAUUUUAUAUUUGUUCGUGAUCAUAUGCUUAAUUCGCAGAUGGGUGAAAUUUUAACAAACAUUAUCUGUCAGUCCACAGCAGGAUUCAAACCUGCACACUGCAUCAAAGUACACAGUACUUUCAAUAGUACUGUGUACCUUGAUACAGUAUGUGCAAGUUCAAAUCUUGCCGUUGUGUGAGAGAGAAUGUUUAUGUCAUCAUAUAUACGAGUUCUAGUGUGGUUAUUAUUUUGUUUGGCCAUCUUUUUUACCACAAAGAAAGUACAAUAGUUGACCAUUUAAUAAAGUGGCAAGUAGAAGAGAAUCCUGAAUCCUGAUGAUAGUUUGGUUAAGAGAACAAUGACUGUGUUGUACUUGAUAUUAUCACUUACAGUAUAUAUAUAUAUAGCACAGUAUUAAUUUUAAGCGUAUUUGUUGAAAAAUAAUAUUUAAGCAAAUUGCUAUUAUAGUUUUGUAUAAAAACACAUUAUACAGUAUUGUAUUUUUAUUAUGAAUUUAUAGUUUAAAUAUAGAAAAAAAAGACACUGAAAAAAUGUUUUAGAUAAUUUUUUUAGAAAUUAUGACUGACAUUCUUAGGCUUAUGAUGUAAUGAAGAGGUUAAGGGUCAUCGUCCCUACUGUAACCAUUAUUGUUAUUACUGUAUUAUUAUAUUCAGUAAGAAGUGCAAAACCCAUGGCAGUCAUACAGUGCUGGGGGAAUAUGAGAUAAUUAGGAUUGAUUUAGGUGAUGACUAGUUCCUAUUCCCUGGAUCAGAGGCCUUCAAGAUUAAGGCACUUUUUUCCUUGGAGGGUAUGUCCAUUAUUAAAUCUCAUGUAUGAGUUUAAUAAUGGUCCAUGUAUUUGAAAUUGUAUUCAGUGUUUAUGAAGUUCCUUGUGUUUGAACGGUAUAUAGAAGUGUGAAACGUGCCAGACCACAUCUACAUUACUGCAGUAGAAUACCAUAUGACUAGUUAUUUGUCUAAACCAUGUUAGUUUAUAAAGCUCAUUACCUUCAAAGGGGAGUACCUGAAGGGCUCUUAAUCCAAGAAAUUGGAGAUCCCCUUACCCCCUCCCUUUCCUUUGAUCAAAUCUGACUCUCAUUCCCCAGGCACUGUAUGACCUCUACAAGUUUAGCUCUUGUCUAUGUUGUUAAUGCUUAUAGAGCUCACUGUCCAUAAUGAAAAAAGAAAAUUUUCAUAAGUAUUAUAAACUUGAUACUGUAAAUGAUUUGUAUUAUUAUCAUGAAAAACGCCAAACCCACAGGGGUCAUGCAGCACCUCGGGGAAUUGAAGACAAUAAGGUUUGGUUCAGUUAAGGAGAGGGUAGCUCAGAUUUCAUGUAUGAAGGGUCCCUUACCAGCAAAAUGAAUUGUAGAAUCAUAAAAGAUCAAAAAUGUUCAUCUGUUAUGUGGCUCAGAUGGAAUGCUGCUCAAGGAAUGUUUUAUUAUGACUGUUAAUUUUGUUCUGUAUAUUACUCUUAUUUUAGUGUUAUAGAAAUUAGUAAAUAUUUUAUACUCGCAUCUGUUGUUUAAAGAUCGUGCAAUUGCCAUAGAAGGCUAAUAAAUUAUUAUUUUUU
Messenger RNA from Cherax quadricarinatus, 5637 nucleotides. RefSeq names its product SH2 ankyrin repeat kinase (gene Shark). Gene Ontology annotation, biological process: protein phosphorylation. Lineage: Eukaryota; Metazoa; Arthropoda; Malacostraca; Decapoda; Parastacidae. The record is from RefSeq and is a predicted model, not a curated record. Gene Ontology annotation, molecular function: ATP binding; protein binding; protein tyrosine kinase activity.